This is a messenger RNA of Coturnix japonica (Japanese quail), 2765 nucleotides long. RefSeq names its product phosphoribosyl pyrophosphate synthetase associated protein 2 (gene PRPSAP2). Gene Ontology annotation, cellular component: cytoplasm; ribose phosphate diphosphokinase complex. NCBI's taxonomy places the organism in Eukaryota, Metazoa, Chordata, Aves, Galliformes, Phasianidae. The record is from RefSeq and is a predicted model, not a curated record. Gene Ontology annotation, biological process: 5-phosphoribose 1-diphosphate biosynthetic process; purine nucleotide biosynthetic process. Gene Ontology annotation, molecular function: magnesium ion binding; ATP binding; ribose phosphate diphosphokinase activity.
UACUGAGCUGUUUUGGGGUGUGUGUGUUGGGUUUAACCGUGUGUGGAGGGAGCUGAGAACAAGUUUUGGUAGCCGGGGAGCUUAGUAUGAAGUAGCAAAGCAGUGUGAGAAUUGUGAUGAGGUGCUUUGGGGUGGGUGAGGUGAAUGUGGUAUCACCAGCAUGUCUUGAUGUCUUGGUGUGACAGAGCUCAGAAAGGCUUGAGGUAAUUUGGAGCUGGAGGCUUUGUCAUGGCACAAAACCCAAAGCCUGUGCCUUCUGAGUGCCCCCUGUGCUGUUCAGAGCUGUCCUCAAAGGAAGGGAGCAAGGGAAGGAGACACUUUGCUGCCUGGUGCAGGGGGAGGAAUUAUGUAAUGAGGUUAGUUUGGGUGAGUGAAAACAGAGUGGGCAGAAUCCCAACAUGACUGUGACCAGUCCUGGUUCAACCCCAGGCUAAAUGGUACCAGGUCAGUGGGCCAUUUCUGGUUGGAUGAGGGUGUACCGGGAUUGUAUGGUGUUCUUUUCUACAAGAAAAAGUAAGUGUGGUAUUUUCAUUAUGUGGUACUGCUGGGUUUUGUGACACAGCAGCUUCUGUAAGGAAGGCAGGAUCUUAGACAAGGAUUUAACAAAGAUGUCAAGGAGUUAAAGCCUGGGGUGGCUUAGAGCAUGUAGUCCUUGAUAGCAGCUGCUUAUUGCUAUGCCUGCCAGCUCUACAUAGCAAGCAUUUAAAGUUAGGAUUUCAAGUAGGGCUGUAGUUGCUUUGCUUUGGAGGAUGGCAGGUGACUCUGGAGGUGGGAGAAGCUGCAGAGCAAUCAGGGACAAACCAACCAAGGAGUGUCUCAAGAAGAGGUUGUGUUCUCUCCUUGGAACUGGGAGGAGAGAGUGGAAAUAAAGAAUUGAGCUCAGAACAGUUAAGAGGAAUGAGGGAGGGAAGAGCAGCAGCUGAGACAGCUUUACAAGUACCAGCAGCGGAUGGUGGGUGCAGAUGGAUGGAGAGUGAUUCAGCAGGGGAGGAAGUUCUCAUUAGAUGUUCCUAAAUGAGACAAUAAAAGCCUGUGAGAAGCCUACUAGUUCUCUUGCAUUUCUUCUGGUGAAAUCUCCCGGUCUUUUAGGAGUGGGAAGACAACUUAGGUUUGAUGUUUUGUGUGCCAUCAAUUGAAACUGGGGCCAUCAUGAAUAUAACAAAAGGUGGACUGGUGCUUUUUUCAGCUAAUUCCAAUUCUUCAUGCAUGGAACUAUCAAAGAGAAUUGCUGAGCGAUUAGGAGUUGAGAUGGGGAAGGUUCAGGUUUAUCAAGAGCCAAACAGAGAAACAAGAGUACAAAUUCAGGAGUCUGUGAGGGGAAAGGAUGUGUUCAUCAUCCAGACAGUUUCAAAGGAUGUGAAUACUACGAUCAUGGAACUCCUGAUCAUGGUGUAUGCUUGUAAAACAUCCUGUGCCAAAAGCAUAAUUGGAGUGAUUCCUUACUUCCCCUACAGCAAACAGUGCAAGAUGAGAAAAAGGGGCUCCAUCGUCUCUAAAUUACUGGCGUCAAUGAUGUGCAAAGCUGGACUAACUCAUCUUAUUACCAUGGAUUUACAUCAGAAGGAGAUACAGGGCUUCUUCAAUAUUCCAGUUGAUAACUUGAGAGCAUCUCCAUUUUUACUACAGUACAUCCAAGAAGAGAUACCAGACUACAGGAAUGCUGUAAUUGUGGCCAAAUCACCUGCGUCUGCAAAGAGGGCUCAGUCGUUUGCUGAACGUUUGCGGUUGGGAAUUGCAGUGAUUCAUGGGGAAGCUCAAGAUGCUGAGUCUGACAUGGUAGAUGGUCGACACUCACCACCCACAGCCAAAAACGUAGCUGCUAUUCAUCCCAGUUUGGAGAUACCCAUGCUGAUUCCCAAGGAAAAACCACCUAUCACAGUUGUUGGAGAUGUAGGAGGAAGAAUAGCUAUAAUCGUGGAUGACAUCAUAGAUGAUGUUGACAGCUUUCUUGCUGCAGCAGAGACCCUAAAGGAGAGGGGGGCUUACAAGAUCUUUGUAAUGGCCACACAUGGCCUGCUAUCUUCAGAUGCUCCCAGGCUGAUAGAAGAAUCUGCAAUUGAUGAAGUGGUUGUUACAAACACGAUUCCGCAUGAAAUCCAGAAACUGCAGUGUCCUAAAAUCAAGACUGUGGAUAUCAGCAUGAUCCUCUCGGAAGCCAUUCGCAGGAUCCACAACGGGGAGUCGAUGUCGUACCUUUUCAGAAACAUUGGACUGGAUGAUUAAAGCUUUUUAAGUUAAAUAAACACCUUGGGCCAAACUGGAAGCAAAAAGAUACCGAGCUGUGAAGCAUCGUUGCUUAUCGUAAUGUCUCUAUGGAGCCACUCGUUGUUUUCUCUUGGUUUAAGUAUCAGGACAGAACAGUUUGUAAGAGCUGGUUUUCUUUCUUUGCAGUUUUUUUGUGGGAGAUUGAAGAGAGGGGAGAGAGGGAGGGAGGUGGGUGAACAAUUAACAGAGAACCGUUCUAGUUGCUUAUAGGUUAGUUGCACUAUAUACAUGGUGAGAAAACCCCACAAAAGACUUGAAGCGAGAAUUUGGCUUCGAAAUUAAGCAUUCCUUUUCCAAAGCUGCUUGCUACGAGUGCUUUAAAAGGUAAUAAAAUGAAGUGACUCUGAUACCUGCAUUUAAAAAGCCAAAAAGGUUGUACUGUUGUAUGCGGUUCAGUGAUUUUUGUAGGAGUGCUUUUAUAGAAAAGCAUAUGAAAAUAUGCACCUGUAUUUAUUUUCUGCGACAGAGAAUAAAGAUUUGUUUUGUGUGAGCUUUCUAAA